UCUCGAACCUUCCGGUUAACGCCGGCUCACCCAUAGUGCACCGCGCUGCUGCUUCCUUUCUUCUCGGCUUCUGUGGUGUUUCCAAGAUGUCGAUGCUAGAAGGUCCGUUAAAUGUGCUCGGCCAGAGGACAAGCGGCGAGUCCAUUCGCACGCAGAAUGUCAUGGCCGCAUCCUCCAUCGCUAACAUCGUCAAGAGCUCCCUGGGACCCGUCGGGCUCGACAAGAUGUUGGUGGACGACAUCGGGGACGUGACCAUAACCAACGACGGAGCAACCAUCCUGAAGCUACUGGAGGUGGAGCACCCAGCCGCAAAGGUCCUGUGUGAACUGGCUGAGCUGCAGGACAAGGAGGUCGGCGAUGGGACCACGUCUGUGGUGAUUCUUGCCGCAGAGCUGCUCAAGAGUGCUGAUGAGCUGGUGAAGCAGAGGAUCCACCCGACGUCAGUCAUCAGUGGAUACCGUCUGGCUUGCAAGGAGGCAGUGCGCUACAUCAAUGAGAACCUCACUAUUGGGACAGAUGACCUGGGCAGAGAGUGUCUAAUCAAUGCAGCCAAGACCUCUAUGUCUUCUAAAAUCAUUGGAGUUGAUUCAGACUUCUUUGCCAACAUUGUGGUGGAUGCUGCCCUGGCUGUGAAGUUUGUGGAUGGCAGGGGUGUGGCUAAAUACCCCAUCAACUCUGUUAACGUGCUGAAAGCCCACGGCCGCAGCCAGAAAGAGAGCUUCUUGGUCAAUGGAUAUGCUGUGAACUGCACCGUCGGCUCACAAAGCAUGGUAAAGCGCAUUGUUAACGCCAAGAUUGCUUGCCUGGACUUCAGUCUUCAGAAAACCAAAAUGAAGAUGGGAGUCCAAGUCAUUAUCAGCGACCCCGAGAAGCUCGACCAGAUCAGACAAAGGGAAUCUGACAUCACCAAGGAGAGGAUCCAGAAGAUUUUGGCAGCAGGUGCCAAUGUUGUACUGACCACAGGUGGCAUCGAUGACAUGUGCCUCAAGUACUUUGUGGAUGUAGGAGCCAUGGCAGUGAGGAGGGUCCUCAAGAAGGACCUUAAACGCAUCGCCAAGGCCACAGGAGCUACUGUCUGCCCAUCCCUGACCAACCUGGAGGGCGAGGAGACAUUUGAGGCCACGAUGCUCGGCCAGGCUGAGGAGGUUGUGCAGGAGCGUGUCUGUGACGAUGAGCUCAUCCUGGUCAAGAAUACCAAAGCACGCACAUCAGCCUCCAUCAUCUUGCGCGGGGCCAAUGACUUCAUGUGUGACGAGAUGGAGCGCUCUCUGCACGAUGCUCUCUGCGUUGUCAAGAGGGUUCUGGAGUCCAAGUCUGUAGUACCAGGAGGAGGCGCUGUGGAGGCAGCUCUUUCCAUCUACCUGGAGAACUAUGCUACCAGCAUGGGUUCUCGGGAGCAGUUGGCCAUCGCUGAGUUCGCUCGCUCUCUCCUCGUCAUCCCUAAGACGCUGGCUGUGAACGCAGCACAGGACUCCACUGAUCUGGUGGCCAAGCUUCGCGCUUUCCACAACGAGGCUCAAGUUAACCCUGAACGCAAGAAUCUGAAGUGGAUCGGUCUGGACCUGGUGAACGGCAAGCCGAGAGACAACCGUCAGGCUGGCGUGUACGAGCCAACCAUGGUCAAGACAAAGAGCCUCAAGUUUGCCACUGAGGCCGCCAUCACCAUCCUCCGCAUUGACGACCUCAUCAAACUGUUCCCAGAGCAAAAGGAGGGCGGGCAGUCGUACCAGGAAGCCAUGCAAUCAGGAUCUCUGGAUGGUUGAAGAGGCUGCGAUUGGUCCUGAUAAGUUCAACACCUGUAUUUAUACAUAUGGAGCGCUUCAUGGCUGUAGCUCUAGUGUAGGCCGUGCACUUAGCCUGUUUACUGUUGUCUCUCUGCGCUCGUUCCCAGAGGAACUGUUAAGUGAUUUGUUUUUGGACACUCAAUAAAGCUUCAAUGGUUGUAAAUUA
Molecule: messenger RNA, 1950 nt
Organism: Pleuronectes platessa (European plaice)
Lineage: Eukaryota; Metazoa; Chordata; Actinopteri; Pleuronectiformes; Pleuronectidae
Gene: tcp1
Product: t-complex 1
Exons: 12
Coding region: 87-1763 (558 amino acids)
Biological process (GO): protein folding
Cellular component (GO): chaperonin-containing T-complex
Molecular function (GO): ATP-dependent protein folding chaperone; ATP hydrolysis activity; ATP binding
Source: RefSeq, a predicted model, not a curated record